AUGGCCAGGAGCCGGAAACGGUGCGCGAGUUGCGGAAUUCUGCGCAUCGGACGAUUAGCCUGCACCGUCUGCGACCAUAACAUCAUGGGGAACCCCAUCUACGUCAUCGUGUUGGGCCUCAUCGGGACCGUCAUAACGGCUCUCGAUGUUGUAAGGAUAAUGAACUGCAAAAUGCCUCCUCGAUACCCAAACCGAUCUCGAAGCAAGCAAGUGGUGCCCGUCGACGUAGAAAGAGACUUGAAGCUGAUGACCUCGAUCCUUGGAAUCGAACAUUACACCUUGAUCAUGUUGGGCGUCAUCACGGAAUACCCCAUGCUGCAUACCCCAUGGUUGCUGAUGCAGCUGUGCGUCCUCGUCGUGGAAGUGGUGGUCUUCUUCGUGCGACUCUUCCUGGACGGCUUGCACGUAAAGCGAGGUGAGAUGUUCCUGGCCAUUCUGACAAUACACAAUUGGUUGCAGGUCUUCUGUCUGUUUCAUCGUCAAGCUCUUCAGCCGGUUCCAUGACAAGUCGAUAAUGUCACUCUCUGUUACG
This is a messenger RNA of Orussus abietinus, 532 nucleotides long. RefSeq lists its product as uncharacterized. The record is from RefSeq and is a predicted model, not a curated record. Bases 1 to 504 code for a protein of 167 amino acids. Lineage: Eukaryota; Metazoa; Arthropoda; Insecta; Hymenoptera; Orussidae. The transcript is spliced from 5 exons.